CAGCGAAGUACCUGUUUCACGUAGCGAGUUCACGAUCAAAGCUGCUUCAAGUUUGUUGAGUUUCGUCUAACUGAAAUUCAGUUGGAAGGAAAAUCUUUUGAACGGUAGAUUAGCUGUCGGUAUUCGCGUUUGCUUUACACCGGCAUCAGCAAAAAUUCGCGUUAAAUGUGUCAAUAAACACGAGAAUAUUGUUUCUAUUGCUAACGUAGUUAUUUCCAUUUUGCGUGUGAAAAAUGUUUCUUGUUGCGCCGGUCGACAACAAUCGCUGGGCCUACACCAUGCACGGAUUGGAGAAGUCUAUGGAUAAUGUAUCUGCCGGAGGUCUAAUGGCGGGUUCCGUGGCUACUCUGGCGAUCCUCUGGGUAUCCCUGCAGACCAUGGGAUUUCUUGGGAGUUCGCACUCGAUUGGUGCCUACAAAUUACCGGCGACUUUGCAAAACUACCUCGCUAGUUAUACAGGUGUCCUUUCAGGUUUGCCGAUGUCGAACUACCCUUACGGGGGCAUCGUAGACACGGGUCAUUUCCGUAAUCGACAUUUCCCUCACAUUGACGAGGCAGUCUUGAACAACUCGAUCAGUUUCGCGCUAGACCUGGUCGAUCGUAUGAGCACCCUCGAAAGGAAUAUCGCGAAUGCUGGCGUCGAAUUGAAGGCUCACACGCCGGCUGGAAAGCAAUUCCUUGAUUCAUAUCCUUCCGAGGAUGCUUUCGAGAGAGGUCUUGACGCCAUCGUGGCGACGAAAGCUUCGUCCUAUCUCCUUCAUCAGAGCUGCCGCAGAUUUGGCCUGGAAAAAGGCGAUUGCGCUCGUUACAUAUCAACCUUGUCGCUGCAGGGGACUCCCCUUAGCUCAGCCUGCUCGAAUUCGCGGCAAACGAUCUGCAAUUCCAGGGCCAAGUACCGAAGCAUCGACGGCAGUUGCAAUAAUGUCGCAAAUCCGAGCUGGGGUAGUGCGAUGACCGCGUACACCAGAAUCCUCUUCCCUCAGUACUUCGACGGAAUUCAAGAACCGAGACACAUGGGGCACUCGAUGAAACCACUACCAGGUGCCAGGAGUGUGAGCGUGGCUCUAUCAGCUCCCAAUGGUCAGUCGGAUGUCAGCAGAACGUUGACAGUAAUGCAAUGGGGACAGUUCAUUGCACACGACAUUUCUCACACUCCAGUUCGCAAGAUGAUAUCGUCAGGAAAACCAAUCUUAUGCUGUCAUUCAGACGGAAGUACCUUGUCCCCUCGACACAUACAUCCUGAUUGUUCUGCAAUUACGGUAUCUGAUCAGGAUCCCAUUUACGGCCAGCAUUACGUACGAUGCAUGAACUACGUGAGAUCGUUGCCGGUUGUCAAAUCAGAAUGCACGUUUGGCCCCGUGGAACAGAUGAAUCAGGCGAGCCACUUUUUGGAUGCUUCAACGAUCUAUGGUUCUACUUUGAAGAGAUCUCGCGAACUGCGUGAGUUCGUAGGAGGUCGUUUGCUAGUUCAUGAGAAAAACAAUCAUGAGUUUAUACCAGUUGGAGGUACUGAAAUCUCGUCUGAGUGCAUAAAAGGCUGUUAUAAUUCUGGUGAUUAUCGAGUAAACAUGCAACCGCAAUUAGCUGUGAUACACACUGUCUGGCACCGCGAACACAACAAGAUCGCUAAUAAGCUUGCCGAGUUGAAUCCUCACUGGUCGGACCAGACACUGUAUCAGGAAGCCAGACGUAUAGUAGUUGCUGAAAUUCAGCAUAUAACGUACAAAGAGUGGCUGCCCAUUUUAUUGGGUGGCAGAUACACUCGAGCUGUUGGGCUCACAGUUGGAAAUAGUUACAGUCGUAUCUAUAAUUCCGAGGAUGAUCCAGCAAUCAGCAAUGAAGUCGCAACAGCAGCUUUACGUUUCUUGGUUUCCUUGAUGCAAGGAAAGCUAAGCUUGACAGACAACACACGCCAAAUCAACGAAACUCUUUCGUUAGUCGGGUAUUACUUCAAACCGAGUAUAAUUGAGUCGGACGAUGUGUUCGAUGGUUUAUUACGUGGUAUGGCUACUCAGACCUGUCAGAAAAUGGAUAUCAGUAUAAUUGCAGAUGUAACAAGCAAAUUGUUUGCAGCGAAUAAAAACAGUCUAGGUUUAGAUACUAUCAGUUUAGACAUUCAGCGUGGCCGUGAUCACGGUUUACCCGGUUACAAUCAUUAUCGUAAAUAUUGCGAAAUUGCAGCAGCGAAAAACUUCGAUGAUUUCUUAGAUCACAUUCCAAUGGAGAUGAUACAGAAAUUGCGUGCAGUUUACACUCAUCCUGAUGACGUUGACCUUAUUAUUGGUGGUAUGGCUGAGAGGCCAGUGGAUGAUGGAUUAUUGGGACCUACUUUCCGCUGUUUAAUCUUCGAACAAUUUUCGAGAACUCGUCGCACUGACAGAUAUUUCUAUGAUUCUGCAUACCAGCCCUAUCCUUUCACACCCGAACAAUUGGCAGAAAUACGUAGAGUAACAUUAGCAAGAAUAUUCUGCAACAAUGGCAACAAUGUUACAUACAUGCAGCCAAACGUAUUCCUCAGACCACAAGCUGGAAACGAACUGAGGUCCUGUACAGAUUUUGAAGCGAUUCCGAGCGUGGACUUAUUUGCCUGGGCAGAGAGGGCCAAGGCAUAUCGUUGAACUUUCUUCUUAAUUGGCUGGUCACAUUGUCGCAUCGUAUUGCCCGGGUCGGAGGACGGGCAUGAUAUAGAAGCCACAGGACGAUGAUAAAAAUACCAUAGUCGCGAGAACAUCGGCGACUGACUCGAAAACAGAACCAAAUCAUAACGCGGAAUUAUCAGCGCGAUUAAGUCAAGAAAAAGAGGGAAAAUUCCUGUUGAAGAGCUGCAAAUAUUAACGCUACCGAAUGACAAACGGGCACGACAAAGGGGAAUUAAACAAUUUAACAGCAUGCACACUAUGCGAAAACUAAUUCAAUAAAUAAUAAUGUAAUAAGGCCAAGGUGCAUCCAAAACACGUGACUAGUCGAUUAAACGAGCAUGCUGCAGGGCUGCGCUACGACAAAUGAAAUCGAUCGGGAGGAAAGACCAGCAGAAGAUGAAGUGAUAUUCAGAUAGGGCAAAGGACCUCUGAGAGACACUUAAAAUCUACGAAAAGUCUUUUUAGAGUAGUCUAGGAAUAGCGUGAUGCGGACUGGUCCAUCUUUAUGCGAGUAAAUGUGCACGAGAGAGGCUGGAAGUCGUAGAUACGUUAAUCCUUUUAAUCCUACGCUUAAAGUACGUUUGUUUCUUAAUGAUCGGCAUUCACAGAAACAUGUUGUUCAACAAAAUC
Molecule: messenger RNA, 3269 nt
Organism: Habropoda laboriosa
Lineage: Eukaryota; Metazoa; Arthropoda; Insecta; Hymenoptera; Apidae
Product: peroxidase-like
Exons: 13
Coding region: 234-2618 (794 amino acids)
Biological process (GO): response to oxidative stress
Molecular function (GO): heme binding; peroxidase activity
Source: RefSeq, a predicted model, not a curated record